Megalops cyprinoides (Indo-Pacific tarpon) is the source of this 732-nucleotide messenger RNA. RefSeq names its product rab15 effector protein-like. Lineage: Eukaryota; Metazoa; Chordata; Actinopteri; Elopiformes; Megalopidae. The transcript has a single exon. Bases 1 to 732 code for a protein of 243 amino acids. Gene Ontology annotation, biological process: receptor recycling. The record is from RefSeq and is a predicted model, not a curated record.
AUGCGAGAAGCAGAGAGCAAACUAGGAACCAAUCUCAGGGUGCUGGAAGACCUCUUUAGGAAGCAGGGAGUGAUCCCAAAGGACUUCACCGAACUCUUCAGUGACAGUGUUCACGUGGUGUCUGCCAGAACGCAAGAGUACCUCCUCUUCAAGGACCCCAAGAAUAAGCUCUGCCCCAGCACCAGAGCUCUGAGCGAGAUCUUCUUGAUGACCUACAUGGCCCGCAGUGUGCAGCUGUGCAUGACUGACACACUCAGCUGCACCAUCAUGACCAGGGAGCAGAGGAUCUUGCUUGGUGCUGACUGGGUCUGGGCUGUUGUCAAGGGGAACAGCAGGAACCCCAGGGUCCAGCUGACUGUGCAUGUCUUCGGCCAGCCCAUACCAGAGGGUGGUGCUGCCAACGUACUCACGGAGGUCUACACAGAGACCAUGGAGACGGCCAGGAUGGAGUGGCCCAACAAGUCCAAGGCAAAGAGGAUGAUCGACUUCUGUUCCUCCAUAGCCAAGGACUGCUACACCCUCUUCCUCUUCUUUGGCCACGAGGGGGACAUCUAUGGAGUGCUGAGCAACAACUUCCGUGCAGCCCCUGGCAAGCGCACCCAAAUCGACCGGGCUUUCCUUUGGAGUUUCUUCAAAGGGUCGCGUUACCUGUUCACACCAGCAGGCAUGCUGCUGUCUGUUGUCAAUAAGAAACAAGAGGAGUCUCUGACAAUGCUCGUCAAAUUCAGCUGA